Aaosphaeria arxii CBS 175.79 is the source of this 1785-nucleotide messenger RNA. RefSeq lists its product as uncharacterized. The transcript has 3 exons. The record is from RefSeq and is a predicted model, not a curated record. NCBI's taxonomy places the organism in Eukaryota, Fungi, Ascomycota, Dothideomycetes, Pleosporales. The annotation marks the transcript as partial.
UUGCUGGACAUGUUGACAGCAGAUGCCGCAGCAAAACACGGCCACGAGUAUUCACCGCCCCGACCUUCUGACAGUCGUCCUAGCAAUGGACAUUUCCUUUCGCAAAUGCCACUCUCCAUCUUUAAUUCAGUCAUAAGAGGGCAUACCGCUCCUCAAAAUGUCCCAUCUCCUUUCGUAGAAGAAUCAACGUCGCAGGUCGAUGCCCCCGAACGAACUAAAGCCGAUCGAACAGUCGUACACGAGCAUGACAGUCCUAUACUCUCCCCUCCUCCCUCCCGGCCAGUGUCUUCAGGAAGCAAUGGCUCUCUUGCAGAGAAACCAAAGAAACGGGGCCACCGUCCCAAGACGAUCUACAAUCUAGCGCAGCCGCCCCCUUUCACUGGUCCCCGCCAGAAACUACACAUACGUCCCAAAGUCCUUCUGCAGUUACAUCAAGUCUAUUCGCAACGCCGGCCGAAACCAGUUUACGAAGUAAUACCCUUUUCGCUCCUUGCUCCUCGAUCCACUCGCCGCCUUGCCCGUACCUUCAAUACCAAAGGAAAGCUUUGUCCCAAUGAUCUAUUGAUUGUCAAGGCAGACACAUACGAUGCCAGUGAGGAAGAUGAGAAGUCGGAUGAUGAGCGUUGGGGAACCAGGGAUGUCAUGGGCAUAAUUUGCCCGUCGAAAAAGGGGGACAAAGAGGCGAUGGAGAAGACAGAGAUACUCCUGGACGAUGGCUCUCAUUGGGACGUUACACUUAUGCCGAAUGGUGGCUAUGAAUUUACCUGUGUUGAUGAGCAUGGCUUACUAUUGAAAUCCCGAUGGAUUCCGAAACCGGUGCAUUCUCGUCGAGUUUCUACCAUGUCCAGUUCCUCUCAGGGACAAGCUGCGACGGGACUUGGAUCGGACCUGAAGUUCAAUUUCAGCACCAUCAGUGCUAAUUCGCGGCGCCAUCCAGUCAUUGCAACUAUGUCUCGAGCAAGCAUCAACGUUCUGGAUUCAUACAAGAUGCCCGACGUGACUUCACCUACUACUCCUGUUUGCAACACCGCGCCGAUAACCCCCGACCUCACCCCGAAUGAGUGUCCCUCAAGAACAACUGAUGAGACACUUCGUCGCUUCAUCGUUGCAUCUGGCAUAUGGGUUGCCUUUUCUGAACACUGGUCGGUAGCCUACAACAAUUCGAAAAAUGUCCUUUGCCCACUACCUCUCUCUACGGCUCUGAUCCCACCACCAAACCGCACCGUAUCUAUGUCUUUCAUUGACACCCCCCGGUCUAUCUCCCCUGCAUCAACCCUGGAUGAUACUCGUCGGAGUAUCCCGAAAUUAAUACGGGCCAGUACCCAGAAAUUACAGCGCCGAAGCAGCUUCACCAACCAGCCUCUUUCGCCAGUUUCCACAAGAGUUUCGCCAUCCUCAUCUCCCCGCAUCACGAAUCGAUCUCGCCGCUCUAAUUCCACUGGCAAUGCCGACCUCAAUAUAAAACGGGGCAGUUUCCGCUUACGCCAUGGCAUGGCUUUCGAAGAGCUACCACUGCCCGAGACCGAGGAGGAACGUGUGAGCAAGCACAGUAUUGAAAGGCUGCGAAUAAGAGAAGUCGGCCUUCCUGAUACACCCCCGGACAGUCAGACAUUGAAUUCGAGAGCUCUGAAGGCGCAGUCUGCCUACGAGCCAGUUACAACUGCUGGAUUGUGGGACUCGGGGGUCACCGAAGGAAAGGGCUUGAAAUCACGCCCUACAAGCAUGUUCGUGAUGAACGAGAAGAAAGAGAAGGCCAAAAAGAGGGAAGCACGAUCGAGGAGCAAA